AUGUGGAAUGAAGCAUAUGUCACUCAAGCUUCUACCGUUACUUUUGUUGCUGCUUCUGUUGCUGCUGCUGCUUUUGUUGCUGUUGCUACUUCUGCUGCUGCUUCAGUUGCUGCUUCUGCUUCUGCCUCUUUUUCUGAUAAUGCCUCUAUCUCUGUCUCCGCUGCUAACUAG
Dentiscutata erythropus is the source of this 171-nucleotide messenger RNA. Lineage: Eukaryota; Fungi; Glomeromycota; Glomeromycetes; Diversisporales; Gigasporaceae. The record is from the annotation of a GenBank genome assembly.